Molecule: messenger RNA, 2236 nt
Organism: Apodemus sylvaticus (European woodmouse)
Lineage: Eukaryota; Metazoa; Chordata; Mammalia; Rodentia; Muridae
Gene: Rhof
Product: ras homolog family member F, filopodia associated
Exons: 5
Coding region: 273-908 (211 amino acids)
Biological process (GO): cell migration; small GTPase-mediated signal transduction
Molecular function (GO): GTP binding; GTPase activity
Source: RefSeq, a predicted model, not a curated record
CGUGGUAAGAGGGAUGCACUGCGCUUGCGGUUCAGCAUCCAUUUCCUCAGGUUCUUCAUUUCCCCUGGGACUGCAAGACAAAAUACCCAGGGCCGGGACCAUAGCAGAGGGGAAUUAAGACAGGAAGGUGAACCUGGGAGGCUGCCUGGCAGAGGUGGCGCCAGCUGCCCGUGGGUGGAGCCUCGUAGCCCUGCCCUGUAGCCCCGCCCCCGCCCUGUCGCUCAACUGGGCUCUAGCCAGCGCGCAGCAUCCACCGCUGCGGGCUCCGGGCUAUGGACGCCCCGGGUGCUCCGGCCCCAGCCGCCGCCCCCAGCUCGGCGAGGAAGGAGUUGAAGAUAGUAAUCGUAGGUGACGGCGGCUGCGGCAAGACGUCCCUGCUGAUGGUGUACUGCCAAGGCUCAUUUCCCGAGCACUAUGCCCCGUCGGUGUUUGAGAAGUACACGGCUAGUGUGACAGUGGGCAACAAGGAGGUGGCCCUGAACCUCUACGACACGGCUGGGCAGGAAGACUAUGAUCGGCUGCGGCCCCUGUCCUACCAGAACACGCACCUCGUUCUCAUCUGCUAUGACGUCAUGAACCCCACCAGCUACGAUAACGUCCUCAUCAAGUGGUUCCCUGAAGUCACACAUUUCUGCCGAGGGACCCCCAUGGUGCUCAUCGGCUGCAAGACAGACCUGAGGAAGGACAAGGAACAGCUGCGGAAGCUCCGGGCAGCCCAGCUGGAGCCCAUCACCUACACACAGGGCCUGAGUGCCUGUGAACAGAUGCGAGGUGCACUCUAUCUGGAAUGUUCCGCCAAGUUUCGGGAGAACGUGGAAGACGUCUUCAGGGAAGCCGCCAAGGUGGCCCUCAGCGCCCUGAAGAAAGCGCAGAGGCAGAAGAAACACAGGAUCUGCCUGCUGCUGUGACCCUGGGGACAGAGGGCCUGUGUGGGACUAUCACGGCCUAGGCUCCUCCUGAGGUCUGCCCCAUUACAGCCCUGCAGUGUCUGGCAUCUGGAGGUAGACUAUCAGAACAUUCUAGAAUGGCCCCUUUGUGUUCAGGCUGCGGUGCACUGGUGAAUGAGGGUGCCGGACCCACAGAUGUUCCUCUACCCUGGGACUGGCACUUGUCCCAGGCCACAGGAGGGCCCUUGCCACAGCUCCUCUUUGCCCCAAGCCAUGCGUGUCUUCCUUUCCAAACUCAAUUCAUUCCUGAAACUCAGAACGGCACCAAGGAUUGUGGGUAAACACAGAUAGGCAGCGCUGUUCAACCAGAGUUCCAAGCCCACUGUUUCUGUCACAGUCUCCCUGAGCUCCUGAGAUAGGGUCAGCUACAGUCUCCAGUCCCUUCCUGCUUCCCCUCAGGAACCUGGGGACCAUGGCCUAUCAGGAGGACACAGGCAUCAAGCCGGACAUGGGGCUGACACCAGCCUCUCCUUCCUACCACAGUGAGGACUUCUGCCUCAGGCUUGGUCACAGUUCAGAAGUAGAAGAAACAAUUUCUCAAAAUGUCAAAGUAUACUCAGGCCAGCCAGGCCACCCAUCUGACCCCUGCUCCAGGUCUGACCUCCAAACCCCCGGCUGACUUCCACUAGAAACUCCAGAUGGUCAGGCUCACCCCACCUCUAGGGGCCUCAGGCAAAUGGGCUCUUUCCCUAGACUAUGGCCCACCUGAAAGUGGCCAGGAUUGGGUCAGUAGACAAGUCAAUCUCCUCAGCAGCGCACUCUGUUUCUGCUUCUACUGGACGUGGAGCUCAGGAGUGGCCUACUUCCGCCUUGCUCCAGAACUGACAUGGCUACCCCUGCCCACCCUGGACAGUUUCUCAGAACUAGCCUGCUGACCACUUUUAGUGUCUCCGACAGCGAAAGUCUUGAGUCCUGACAUUCCUUCUGGAAGGUCUAGAGUCUGCCUUUCAGAACUGUUCAAGCCCAGGAUACCAGGUAGGUUUAGUGCCUUCCAAAAUGAAGGCACCAUCCGAGAAGCAGCCAUGGCCUUGGCUGGCCCAUCUGCCCCAGCACCACUUGACUUGGCCCCCAGAAUCAGACUGCUAAGGAGAGAGACUUCUGGUCCCCUUCCCCAAAUGCUUUAAGGCCCUGCUGUCCCCCGUGGAGCCAACCAAGGACCUCUUGUCUUCUCAGAAUCCAAGGCCUGUGGACAGAUUGUGAAAUACAGCAGCGGUCAGCAAACCACAGCCUGUGGGCCACAUGUGGCCACUGCCUGUUUUUGUAAAUAAAGUUUUAUUGAACAGCCACAA